Molecule: messenger RNA, 1001 nt
Organism: Ricinus communis (castor bean)
Lineage: Eukaryota; Viridiplantae; Streptophyta; Magnoliopsida; Malpighiales; Euphorbiaceae
Product: protein HHL1, chloroplastic
Exons: 6
Coding region: 96-797 (233 amino acids)
Source: RefSeq, a predicted model, not a curated record
UUCCAUUUCUUGACACUUGUUUCUUCUUCAACAUUAACAAAAACAAGAGCAGAAAGACUAACUUUAUUGAAAAACGCUUGAUAUUGAACUAAAAAAUGGAAGUGGGUCUGUCCCUAAAUGCCCUAGUUAGGCUUCCUUUAUCAAAUUCAUCAAGAAUACAUCAUGAAGAUGGAGUUGCUAAGCAUACACUUUUCUCUACUAGAACAGUAACAUUACAGAAAUCUUUGAAGAAGCAAACUUUAUUGGUUGUUAAAGCUAAAGGAAAGAGGGGAAUGCAGUCACGUCAGUUUCAAAGACCGCCUGCUCCAUCUUUACCCAAGAUUGAAGACGAUGGCAACCCCAAAUUUCUUAUCUUUAUACGCAUGGCUAAUGUUUAUCUUUGGUACCCACUCAGUCUUGUAACUGGUGGUACUACUGCCAAAAUCAUGGUUGCUGCAAAAGAUAAUUUUCUGGGAAAGUAUAUUUACAAAAAUACACUUGAUAGAAAUCUUGCAGCAGUUAUUUACAGAGAUGAGAAGGAGAUACAGAAGACAGCAUUUAAACAAUUUCGUGUGCUGCGAUCAGCAACUGAAUUCAGAUAUGGUUACAAACUUGUUGAAAAUGGAAAUGUGAGGGCUGCCCUUUCUACCACAGAUGUUAUUGAGCUUCCAACACCAGACCAACUGAAAACAGUAGUAGAUAAAGUGAAAGACUUCUUUGGGGAUGCAAAGGAAUCUUUUGGAAAGCUUACCGCACUAGAUUCAACAACAGAUGAACCAGAGGAAGUUUCUAAAGAAAAGGCCAAAGUUAAAGGCUGAAGGUGAAGAGAUUUUAUGCUUGAAAAUGGCAGAGGAGGCUGCUUCUGUGAAACUGAAGCUUCAUACAGUACGUUCAAACAGAAUGCGAGGCAGUAUAGGACAAUUUUACUUCAUGGUUUGAUUCAUAGGUUUCUCUUCAUUUUAACUGAAUCGAUAUAACGUUUUCAUUUACAUCUAUAUGCAAAAUAGCUCGUUCUACACGUA